AUGGUCUCAGCCCCACCAUCCAAGGAUGGUCUCAGACCCACCAUCCAAGGAUGGUCUCAGCCCCACCAUCCAAGGAUGGUCUCAGACCCACCAUCCAAGGAUGGUCUCAGCCCCACCAUCCAAGGAUGGUCUCAGCCCCACCAUCCAAGGAUGGUCUCAGCCCCAUCAUCCAAGGAUGGUCUCAGACCCACCAUCCAAGGAUGGUCUCAGCCCCAUCAUCCAAGGAUGGUCUCAGACCCACCAUCCAAGGAUGGUCUCAGCCCCACCAUCCAAGGAUGGCCUCAGACCCACCAUCCAAGGACGGUCUCAGCCCCACCAUCCAAGGAUGGUCUCAGCCCCACCAUCCAAGGAUGGUCUCAGACCCACCAUCCAAGGAUGGUCUCAGCCCCACCAUCCAAGGACGGUCUCAGACCCACCAUCCAAGGAUGGUCUCAGCCCCACCAUCCAAGGAUGGUCUCAGACCCACCAUCCAAGGAUGGUCUCAGCCCCACCAUCCAAGGAUGGUCUCAGACCCACCAUCCAAGGAUGGUAUCAGCCUCACCAUCCAAGGAUGGUCUCAAACCCACUCUUCAGAGAUGA
Molecule: messenger RNA, 579 nt
Organism: Procambarus clarkii (red swamp crayfish)
Lineage: Eukaryota; Metazoa; Arthropoda; Malacostraca; Decapoda; Cambaridae
Source: RefSeq, a predicted model, not a curated record